This is a messenger RNA of Maylandia zebra (zebra mbuna), 2748 nucleotides long. Its product is annotated as F-box only protein 40. Lineage: Eukaryota; Metazoa; Chordata; Actinopteri; Cichliformes; Cichlidae. The record is from RefSeq and is a predicted model, not a curated record. Gene Ontology annotation, cellular component: cytoplasm. Gene Ontology annotation, molecular function: zinc ion binding; ubiquitin protein ligase activity; protein binding.
ACAGAGUCAGAAAACCAGCUGAAGUCCCGUUAAUAUGAGUCGGCGUUCUCGGGCCUCCAGGAUGCAGCAGCACAUCCACUGUGAUUCCUGCUACAGCCGCCGCUGCAGGGCUCGGGUGGAGGCCUCUGUGUGCUGUGCGGUCACCCCCUGCCGUCUGCACUGUGGCGCCCUCUUCCACCUGUGCAAAGCAGAGGAUCACCUGCUGCUCUGCCCUAAUGUGAGGGUGCCCUGCAUCAAUGCUGCGUACGGAUGCCCUGUUCAGCUGCCUCGCUCUUCACGGGCAUCCCACCUCCAGGUGUGCCCGGCCAGCGUGGUGUGCUGCACCAUGGAGUGGCUCCGUUGGCCGACCGAUGACACAAACCCACACAGCCACAAAGCCCUGCAGGACAACUUGGUGAAAGAAAGUGAGGGACAGGAGGAGGCUCUGGACCUUGCCAUGGCCAUAAUCGAUCAAAAAGACCUUUACAGCCGCCUAAAAAUGAAGCCGCUCUAUCCGGAGCUGACAGAGGAGGAAGAGGAGGAAAUAAAUGAUGAGAUGAAAGAGGAAGCAGCAGCUGGUGGAGUAGUCAAUGGUGUCGUAAUCGAAGAUACCAGUGAUGGUUUUCCUAAAAACACCUCCUGUGAGCAUAGUGGUGCUGAACAGACUGUACCAAACAGUGCUGUGCAAGGUUCAGGCAUCAACAAAGAUAAAUAUGACCUGUUCGAGAUGAUGUUCAGCAUGGACAGAGGCGGCUGUGAGGCCGCUCAGGAAAAUCUGAACAACCCCAAACAAAACCCAAACGUUGGUGACAAGGGAAAAACUCAGAGUGGCAGAAAUCCAAAAGGGACUGAGAGGCAGGACCAGACAGACGCAGAGAAUGACAGCUCUGCUGCCAAAAACUGUCCCCCAGCGGACACCAGUAAGACCGGGAUGGCCCCGUGGCAGGAGGGAGUGCUGGACCGUUUGGGGCAGGAACUCACACCACAGGAGUACAACAUGUACGUGGUGCAUCAUGGUCGCAUGCUGCUAGCCUUUGGACAAAUCGAGGCCUGUACUCCAAGGGAGAAAGACUUUGUGUACGGCAGCUUGGAGCCUAUUCCAGUCCAGACACUGCGCUCAUUCAAGGUACCUGACAGCUAUCACUACAGGCGACGUGUUCAUCUAUACGACACGGCCGCACGGGUUCAAAGUGAACCUCGCGGUGUGGACACAUCGGACCUCGGAGUCAAAGAAGAUGAGUGGCUCACUGAUGAAGCAGCAGCCACGCUGCUGGGCUAUGCAGAGGAAGAGGUCAUGGGUCACAAGAUCAGCGAGUCGAAAGCAUACGACGGGCUCUACAUUGACGUGGGAACGCAGACAUAUUCGUUUCGCUCAGCUCCUUUCAAAGGGAAGACCACCCUGGCUGAGGUGAUGGUGGACAGACCGCUGAAGCUUCACCUGCAGCUGCAAGCGGAGAGUGUGAACAGCAGACACAACAGAGCCAGCUGUGUCUUCACCUUCCUCUGCGGUCACACCUUCCACCGACGAGAGUUCGCCACACAUGUCAGGAAUGUGCACUGUGACAUCCACACAUGUCUGAGCGGUUGGUUCGAGCAGCGGUGUCCACUCGCGUAUCUGGGGUGCACCUAUAGUCAGAGGAGGUUUCAUCCUUCCACACAUAAAGCUACCGUCACAUACAAUAAGGAGCUGAGGAGUUUUAACUUGCGUCCAACAUUCGAAGGAUUAGUAGGUGACAAUUCACCCACGAGCUCAGAAGGAAGAGGGGGCUCUUUGGGCUCUCUUCCCUACGAGGUGCUGUGCCACAUGGCCAGUUUCCUGGACAGCCUGUCCCUCUUCCAGCUGGCUCUGGUGUCCCGCCUCAUGAGGCAGGUGUGCUCCACUCUGCUGAAGGAGAGAGGGAUGGUCACCUUCCGCUGGGAGAAGAAAACCUACUCACACGGGAGAACCAAGUGGAGAGCCAAGCUUGUGUGGGAGUUCAGUCAUCUCUUCUCCUCAGUGGAUUCGUGGCAUAUGGCUGACAUCCCUCCUAUAUCUGCUCACCUGAAAGUCUGUCCCUACUACGAGGUAUCCCUGCACAGUAAGCCGGUUUCCCUCCCCAGCAUGGACGAGAAAUGCAGCCAGAAGAGUUCGAGCCUUGUCAACCAUUUCACAGGAAACAGAUGACAACAAUUCCCCUGCUGCACCUGCCCCAAAAAAUGUAUUUAUGGCCAGGUUAUUCUGCACAGAUAUCAAGAGUGUCUUCUAUAACCAUUAUGUUGCAAAACUCUACAGAAAAAAAGUUACCUAAACUUAACAGAGGCUUUUGGCUUACUGGAAAAUAACGUGUUCUAAGUAUUAUCAUUAAUCAGACUUUUAGCUGAUGAUAUUUGUAUUGUGUGGGAUUAAGAUGAUUAUAACAGAAUAAAAACUGUUAAUGUUAAAUAGAAAAUAAGUUCAUACUUUCAUUUAUAAAUAUACUAUAUGUUUAUUAGAAGUGUUGAUCAAUCAUAUUUUAGUCAUUUUAAACAAAACAGCUGAACUGGUUCAAGGCUUUUUUGUUUUUAUUUGUCAGAAAAGAUAUUAAAAUUAACACCUUUGUGGUUUUUACAAAGAUUAUAUGCAGAACCGUAGGACCUAAAGCUGGAUAAACAUGAUGAGGUAUACCAUUGAGAUAUAAGAAAGAGUUGUUGAAGCUUGGUUAAGAGGAGAGACUGAGCAGCCAAAAGAAGAAGAUCAUUGUGGUUCAUCUUGGUCUGUGAAAAUGACAACGCACAUAAUAAAUGCUUUCU